Aspergillus campestris IBT 28561 is the source of this 2748-nucleotide messenger RNA. RefSeq names its product putative C6 transcription factor. The coding region runs from base 16 to 2469 and encodes 817 amino acids. Lineage: Eukaryota; Fungi; Ascomycota; Eurotiomycetes; Eurotiales; Aspergillaceae. Gene Ontology annotation, cellular component: nucleus. The transcript has a single exon. Gene Ontology annotation, molecular function: DNA binding; zinc ion binding. The record is from RefSeq and is a predicted model, not a curated record. Gene Ontology annotation, biological process: DNA-templated transcription.
CCUCGAACGGACUACAUGGCGAUGCUGGACAAGCGCCUGAAGAGGAUGGAGGACCGUGUCAUUAAGAUGAUUCCCAAGGAGGAGACGCGAGACAUGACCGCGAUCGGGCGGUCGAACGUCCGACCACCUCAGCCGGGACAGGUCUCCAAGGCCCAGAAGAAACGGUCGGCGGACGAUGCGUUUGGGGCCGAAAUGGACGAAUGGGCGCAAGGCGACCGGAGAGGGCCACCGGAUACUUUCCCUAUGCGCCGCGAGAGCAGGUCCGGUGACCCCAACAGUCUGAUGACGGAAGGGGCUGAAUUCCUGCCAUCUUUAGAGAUCCAGGAGCAUCUUGCGGAGGUAUUUUUCGACUGCGUCUACGGCCAAUCCUAUCUUCUCCUCCAUAAGCCUAGCUUCAUGCGGAGAUUGAAGGCCCGAACCAUUCCGCCGGUAUUGAUUUUAGCCCUCUGCGCCGUCUCUGCUCGUUUUUCGACCCACCCACAGGUUAAGUCAGACCCGCCCUUCCUGCGCGGCGAGAACUGGGCCAACCCAGCGGCGCACAUCGCGAUGAGUCGACACGACGAGCCCAAUAUAACAAUUUUGACUGUGUUCCUGCUUUUGGGAUUACACGAAUUUGGGACCUGCCAUGGUGGUCGAAGCUGGUCUUUCGGAGGACAAGCCAUGCGCAUGGCCUACGCCUUGCAACUACACAGAGAGCUCGACCACGACCCCCUGUUGGGACAGGGCAACAACAGUACAUCCCAGCUGACUUUCACGGAUCGAGAGAUCAGGAGACGCACGAUGUGGGCCUGCUUACUGAUGGACCGGUAUAACUCGUCUGGCAGCCAGCGUCCGCCAAUUGGUAAUGAGCAGUUCUUGCAGAUUCAACUUCCCACCAAGGAACCCCAUUUUCAGAUGGAGAUUCCCGGUCCUACCGAGGACUUGGACGGACACGUGCCAAAUCCAGUUCCGGAGGAUGUUGGCCAGUUGUCCAAUGCCCGGGACAACAUGGGGGUGUCAGCCUACAUCAUCCGUGCUGUGGUGAUCUGGGGCCGUAUCGUGGAUUACCUGAAUCUCGGGGGGAAUAAGAAGGAUAGCCAUCCUUUAUGGUCGCCCGAGUCGGGAUACACGCGCCUCAAGCGGCAGAUUGAUGAGUUCUCCGCGUCCCUUCCCAGUAGUCUCGCCUUCACGUACGAGAACCUACAGAUGCAUGCCGCCGACAAGGUAGCCAACCAAUUUCUCUUUCUGCACAUCAUCAUCCAUCAGAACAUGCUGUUUCUGAACCAAUUUGCGAUUCCCUUGUCGCCUGGGGGGCGUCCCCCGCGGGACAUGCCCAAAUCUUUCUUGAGCAAUGCUGGGCGAGCUGCCGUAGAAGCUGCGCAUCAUAUCUCGGUUCUCAUAGACCGUGCGUCGGCUUACCCUUUGACCGUCCCAUUUGCCGGGUAUUGCGCCUACUCAGCCAGCACUGUCCAUAUCUGGGGAAUCUUUUCGAAGAACGCACAACUUGAAGCGCGUUCGAAGGAGAAUUUACGACACACCUACCGGUACCUCAACAAGAUGAAGAAAUAUUGGGGCAUGUUUCAUUAUAUGGUCGAAAGUGCCAAGGACCGGUAUCGACAAUUUGCCGAUGCCGCCAUCAAGGGUUCGGUGCCCACUCAGAACGGGGGACAAAUUGCUCCCAUGUUUCAAUACGGAGAUUGGUUCGACAAGUAUCCUCAUGGGGUGUCAAGAACGCACUAUGAGGACCCAGACAAGCAACAAAGGGGCAGUGACGAGGCAGUGAUGAGCCAAAAACCAGACCUCCAGAGCGUCGAGGACUUUUUCGCCGGUCUCUCCCCGGGGUCCCAGCCCAGCGUUCCGCGGAGGGUGCACUCUCGCACAAACAGCCGGCCGGAAGCGGUACCGGGAUUGGAUCGGAUACCCUCGCAGCAGCACAUGGUCGAACUAAACAUGGACAACGUCCCUGAGUUGCUCGGCACAUCGGAGAUCGGGUUCCCACAGCCCCCAUUGUAUAGCCAGGGCCGCGGACAGCCCUUUGGGCAGUCGGCUUUCGAUUUCCCCAUUCCCACCGAUCAGCUACCCCAGAUUGAUCGACAGUUCGUCUACGGGUCAUUCUCUGGUUUCGACCCCUCGCCUACGUCCUUCGUAUCGCCCGAUGACCCCACCAUGUCCGCCGUCAACGGCUCGGCAGAACCUCCCCCUCCCCCUCCUCCCAACCACCCUCCCAACCAAGAUACCUCCGCCAUCUUCGCCGGCCAGUUAGACCCGAACGCCCCAUCCGGCACAGGGGAGUACUACCAGCCCAGCGCGUGGUUCCUCCCAUUCAACCUAGACCCCGUAGGCCUCAACGUCAACCUAGACCCAAAUCUCCAACAGCCCCCGGCUCCGGGCGGCGGCCCAGACCAUGACAUGAGCGCCUUCGGCAAUGCAGGCAACAUGCCGAUCGGCGCAUACGAUCUCGGGAUGGGAAUGAACCGGGGAGGCCAUUAGGCUCUCUUUACGCGUUGAUAUGAAAGGUGCGGAGUGAAGCGCUGCGGAUAUCCCUGCUAUUUCCUUUAUACGUCUCCUUUGUUAUUUGGCGAGGCUUGGGCUGGAUCUUGGAGGGUACUAGGAGAGAAUGGAGUUUUGAUUACCUUACUUUUUUCUUUUCAUGCAUACCUACCCUUUUUGUUGUCUGCUUGUUCAUGCCUUAUCCCUGGCUAUGUCUCGUCGUUGUUGUUGUUGUUGUCACUUCUUCGUAUAUCCUUUACUUACCCCUUUGUAUCUAUC